CAGUUGACGACAGAGGCGGGGAGGGGGGCAAGCCCUGAUGCUGCUGCGCCCGAGUCGACGAGAUCCGCGGUCCGCGACGCACGAUUCACACCGGUCGAGCUGAAGAUGGUAGCGGUGCACGCCUCUGCGCACUCCGUGGCCUCCUCAGAGUGGAUCAUCUGCCUGGACAAGAGGCCAGCAGAACGAUCGGGAGAAGAUGUGGAUAUAAUUCUGGCUCGGCUAAAGGGUGUGAAGGCCUUUGAGAAGUUUCACCCCAACCUGCUGCAGCAGAUCUGCAUGUGUGGCUUCUACGAGUACCUGGAGAAAGGCAUCACCUUGUAUCGGCAGGGUGACAUCGGUACCAGCUGGUACGCUGUUCUGUCUGGAUCUCUGGACGUGAAAGUGUCUGAGACGGCCAACCAUCAGGAUGCGGUAACGAUCUGUACUUUGGGAGUGGGCACAGCAUUUGGGGAGUCAAUUCUGGAUAACACUCCUCGACAUGCCACGAUUGUCAGCCGAGAAAACAGUGAACUUCUACGCAUCGAACAGAGGGAGUUCAAAACCCUGUGGGAGAAAUACAGGCAGUGCAUGGCAGGGCUGCUCGCCCCGCCGUAUGGAGUGAUGGACAGUGGGGCUACAAAUGAUAGAAUGCCGGACAAAGAGAAUCUCAACAGUGACCCUCUCAAUUUUAUGUCAAAAAACCUGAAUAAGGUCCCGUCAGAGAAGAUUUUGAGGGCAGAAAAAGUCUUACGUAAUGCUAUCCUGGCCAGGGCUCCCCACAUGAUCAGAGAUAGAAAAUAUCAUCUGAAAACCUACAGGCAGUGUUGUGUCGGCACCGAGCUGGUCGACUGGCUGCUUCAGCAGAGCUCGUGUGUUCACAGUCGGGCUCACGCUGUGGGAAUGUGGCAGGUGCUGCUGGAGGAAGGGGUCCUGAAUCACGUCGACCAUGAGCUCAACUUUCAAGACAAGUACCUCUUUUACCGUUUCCUUGAUGACGAGGAGGAGGAUGCAGUGUUGCCUAGCGACGAUGAGAAACGUGAGGCUGAGGAAGAGCUGCAGGAGACCCUCCUCUUCCUCUCCCAGAUCGGCCCUGACGCGCACAUGCGAAUGAUCCUCAGGAAACCGCCAGGUCAAAGAACAGCGGAAGACCUGGAGAUUAUUUAUGAUGAGCUGCUGCAUAUCAAAGCUCUCUCUCAUCUAUCUAACACUGUGAAGAGGGAGCUCGCUGGUGUCCUCAUCUUUGAGUCACAUGCCAAAGCAGGCACUGUCUUGUUUAAUCAAGGCGAGGAAGGCACUUCUUGGUAUAUUAUCCAGAAGGGAUCAGUAAAUGUUGUUAUCUAUGGCAAGGGUGUGGUGUGUACGCUGCAUGAAGGAGAUGAUUUUGGCAAACUGGCCUUGGUGAACGACGCCCCCCGUGCUGCUUCCAUCGUACUGAGAGAGGACAACUGCCACUUUCUGAGAGUGGACAAAGAAGACUUCAACCGGAUACUCAGGGAUGUUGAAGCAAACACAGUGCGUCUAAAAGAGCAUGACCAGGAUGUUCUGGUACUACAGAAGAGUCUCCGUCCCUCCAGCCAUGGAAACAUCCCAGCCCAUUUCAAAUACACUGUGAUGUCAGGCGGCCCAGAGAAGAUUCUGGAGCAUCUGCUGGAGACAAUGCGACUGGACAUUCAUUUCUCUGACCCAGAUCCAGCUCUGGAUGAUUUUGUGCUCAUGCACUGUGUUUUCAUGCCCAACAGCCAGCUGUGCCCUGCCCUUCUGGCCCACUAUCACUCUCAGGCCUCUCAGGGCUCAGAGCAGGAGCGUCUAGACUACGCUGUUGCCAGCAAGAGACGGGUGCUCAGCUUGGCUCUGCGCUGGUCUGCCCUGCAGGGCCACCAUCUGCUGGAGGAUGACACUGCACUCAGCUUUCUGGAGGAGCUGCAUGGGUUCGUAUCAAACGAUGCAAGAGUUUUGCGUCCACUGAAGGAGCUCCUGCCCGAGCUGGAGAGGAUCGUCAAACAGUAUCCAGAUGAUGCACGGACGUCUCAAAAAAAGCAUAAAGUCCUCCUGCGACAGUUCAGCUCUGGAGAGGAAAGGCUUGCAAAAAAGCAGCCAAUACGGAGCUUUGAUGACAUUCUCCUGAAGGUGUACUGCAGCGAUCACACUUACACCACUAUUCGUGUUCCUGUGCUGGCCACGGGGAGAGAGGUGACCGCAGCUGUAGCGGAUAAACUGGGAUCCACCGAAGAGCUGCUUUUGAUAAACCUCAGUGCAUCUGGAGAGAGGCAGAUUUUAAAGCCCAAUGAUGUAUCGGUGUUCCAGUCACUAGGAGUGAACGGCCGAUUGUUUGUCUGCUCCAGAGAACAGCUUGAUUCACUGAAUCCUCUUCCAGAGCAGGAAGGUCCCUCCACUGGCUCUAUGUCCAGUUUUGAGCUGAUGAGCUCUAAAGAUCUGGCUUUCCAGAUGACCCAAUAUGACUGGGAGCUUUUCAGCUGUGUACAUGAGUAUGAGCUGGUGUAUCAUACGUUCGGACGGCAGGCGUACAGGCGCUCUACAGCAAAUCUGGAUCUGUUUCUGAAGCGCUUUAAUCAGGUGCAGCUGUGGGUGGUCACUGAGGUCUGUCUGUGCGGGACGCUCAGCAAACGGGUACAGCUGCUCAAGAAGUUCAUCAAGAUUGCCGCCCACUGUAGAGAGUUUAAGAAUCUGAACUCUUUCUUCGCCAUUAUUAUGGGCAUGUGCAACCCAGCCGUCAGCAGACUCAGCCAGACAUGGGAGAAACUGCCUAGUAAAUUCAAGAAGUUCUACGCAGAGUUUGAGAGUUUACUGGAUCCAUCCAGGAAUCACCGUGCAUACCGCCUCACUGUGGCUAAGAUGGAGCCGCCAAUCAUUCCCUUUAUGCCCCUCCUUAUUAAAGACAUGACAUUCACUCACGAGGGGAAUAAGACUUUUAUUGAUGGACUGGUCAACUUUGAGAAGAUGCGGCUGAUUGCUAAUACAAUCCGGGCAGUGAGGCACUGCAGGAGCCAGCCAUUUAAUGCUGAGGUGUCUCCGGCUAGCAAGAACCCACAGGAAGUGAGGAAUUACGUGCGUCAAUUGAAUGUGAUUGACAACCAGAGAACCUUAUCCCAGCUGUCCUUCAGACUGGAGCCAAGGCGGGGCUGAAGACCAAUUCUCAAGACUUUUUCUCUUGCUUUUGCCUCUUUACAACCACUGUAUAUCCAGUUUACAACAGUACAACUCAAUUUUACAUCUGUCAGCUGCUAGAGCAGUUGAAUGCCGACUGUAUGUGCUAUCACUGCCAACUGAACUACAUGUACAAGAUGCAUUCUCAUACGUAUGAUUGUUUGUGCGCGGGUGCGAGUUG
This is a messenger RNA of Labeo rohita (rohu), 3325 nucleotides long. It is a transcript of the gene rapgef4b, whose product is annotated as Rap guanine nucleotide exchange factor 4b. NCBI's taxonomy places the organism in Eukaryota, Metazoa, Chordata, Actinopteri, Cypriniformes, Cyprinidae. Gene Ontology annotation, biological process: Ras protein signal transduction; positive regulation of GTPase activity. Bases 106 to 3123 code for a protein of 1005 amino acids. Gene Ontology annotation, cellular component: plasma membrane. The transcript is spliced from 30 exons. Gene Ontology annotation, molecular function: guanyl-nucleotide exchange factor activity. The record is from RefSeq and is a predicted model, not a curated record.